CUCAGUGGCAUUUGGUACCCUCACAAUGUUGUGCAAUCAAUACCUCAUUUACCUUUACAUCACAACCCCCUCCUGACUGACUACACCUUAUCAUCCAUUCUUGACCCUGUCAUUCUCAUGUUUUUUUCCAAUUCACACCAGCUGUAUCUGUCCACACUCCUUGGGGAUGUUCUCACAGAAAUCCCUAAUAGUCUGUCAUCUUUGCAUUUUAAAAUUGUAUCUUCUGUCCCACCUUGGGACAUGUGAUAUCCUAACUCGAAGUCAGGCACGAGAGCUGACCCAGUUACGGCGGACAUUACGGGAAGUGAAAGAGACUGUCCUACUCCAGCAGCACCUCAAGGACUUCCUCAUCCACAACGACCUUGACAACCACCAGGGGCAGGGCUUCCAAGAGCGGCUGAUGGAGGGACACAGGCUGGCAGAGCACCUUGCCCACAAGCUCAGCCCAGAAAUUCAUGAAGAUGAGGAGGAUGAACAAGCACAAGAGACACUCACACACAGUGGGGAGCUGCAGGAGGUUGAAAAGAAGGAAGUGCCUCAGGAAUCCCAGGAUGAAUGUGUUUUGACUCCUUCAAUUCUCCAAGGAAGUUCUGACUGCAACCAGCCCUACAGUGAUGGCAAAUUUGCAUUUGAUGAAUCAGAAGUGGGCCCUGCUCCGGAUGGAGCCUGUGGUUGCUCCCAUGCUAAAGAGGAUGAAAUUCCAACCGAUCUCCCAGACACAAUGGCAGACUUGCAUAUACAUUAGGAGAGGUUGUUUCCCUGCUCUCAGUCCCAGUCUCCAUCUUCUCUAUGUUGGCUUCUGUUAACUAAGCAGUCAUCCGAAAACCAGGACAGACACAGCUGUACCACUGCCUUGUUUGGAUGUUUCCAUGGAGCAAGGCUGGGCUCUGGCAGUCCCUUCAGCCUUGAAUGGCCAUGGUUUCUGUGUCGCACCAAAGAUUCUUUUUGGUUUGAGGGUUUAUACAAUUCAUCCAUCACUCUAGUCUCAAGUAUAAAUUCCUCUAAACCAUCAGCAACCACAUAAUCUGAUGGGACUAACCAAUAUUGUAGAAACAAUUCUAGAAAAUAACUCAGCUCAUUUUCUAGGAUCAUUGGGGAAAAUAUAUUAUUAACUAUUUAUACAGGCUCAGAACAAAGGAUAUUGGGAGAGCGCUUUACCAGAUCAAUAAGAGAAUUUCCCUGACGGGUCUGGGGUCCAGUCUAAUUCUAAGACUUAAGUGUCCUGGAAUGUCUCUGCUAAUGUAUUAUGUUCUUGCACUGAGAAUAUUAAUGUCCUUGUGGUGUGUUCACUGAGUAAGUAUGUGUGAGGCGUGAUUUGCUUAUUGUGACCCACUGUCUCUGAAUUUCUUACUAGACAAUCAAAAUGAUCAUAAGCAAGUGGAUGGACAAGAGCCAAUGUCCAUACUUUCUUUUUGGUGGUAGAAUCUACAGCAGUGCUGUAAUGUAAUAAAAAUG
Eubalaena glacialis (North Atlantic right whale) is the source of this 1455-nucleotide messenger RNA. RefSeq names its product putative neuroblastoma breakpoint family member 5. NCBI's taxonomy places the organism in Eukaryota, Metazoa, Chordata, Mammalia, Artiodactyla, Balaenidae. The record is from RefSeq and is a predicted model, not a curated record.